Molecule: messenger RNA, 159 nt
Organism: Symbiodinium natans
Lineage: Eukaryota; Dinophyceae; Suessiales; Symbiodiniaceae
Source: the annotation of a GenBank genome assembly
AUGGCGCUGGUUGCAGAUGGCGAGAGGAAGCUGGAGGAGUACAAAACCCGCGAGACCAUCUACCUUUCAGCUCUGGUCAACCAGGAGGCCGAAAUGACCCAGCUGAGGCUCGGGUCCCAUGAGUGUGAUUCUUGGGUGAAGAUGAUGACUCUUUUGUGA